AUGAAGUCUUCCGAGGAAGCAAAAGCUCCGUUUGCUGAAUCAGAGAGCUUUCAGCAGCUGGCACAAGAGAAGCAUAAACUGUUUGUCAUGCGGGCAGAGUUGGCACCUGCCUUCGUUUCACAGCAUCCAGAUGCACCAGCGCCAAUCAUUUCAUGCCAGUCUGAAGGGCCAAGGAAUGAGUUUGAGGGUUUGGAAUGCCACUCUAGCAGCCAUGGAGCCCACCUCUGUUCAGAGAGAAGCCCCAGCAUAGAAUAUUACCGCCACACUCUCAACCGCCCACCUUUCACGUACGCCGCCCUUAUACGCUGGGCCAUCUUACAAUCUCCUAAGAAGCAGCUCAACCUGAGUGAGAUUUAUUGCUGGUUUAACAACUUUGGCUACUUCAGGCACAACACAACCACCUGGAAGAAUGCCAUUCGACACAACCUGAGCUUGCACAAGUGCUUUGUGCGUGUGGAGGAUGUGAAAGGAGCCAUGUGGACGGUGGACGAGUUUGAGUACCAGAAGAAAAGGAACCAGCGUUACUCCACUUAUUCACACCCAUAUCUGGACAGCCAAGGAGCAGCAGGGUCUUCCGCAACCCGAGAGAGAUUGAGCCAGCCAAGAACAGAAAGGCGCAUCCACCACAGGCUGGAGUCCUCUCCGCACUUUUUGUUUCCCCAGGGACCAUGAGCUGAAAGAUCACAGUGCAGACUUUCCCCUGCAGAAGGCCUGGCAGCGAGUGUG
Messenger RNA from Zootoca vivipara (common lizard), 726 nucleotides. The record is from RefSeq and is a predicted model, not a curated record. NCBI's taxonomy places the organism in Eukaryota, Metazoa, Chordata, Lepidosauria, Squamata, Lacertidae.